AUAUAUAUAGAAAACAAUAUGGAUAUUCUUGCUACAAGAAGAAAGCAAUUACAAUCAUGGAGUACAUUUAAUUUACCAAUCUCUUACGUCGAACCAAUAACUUUACGCAAUUUAAAUAAUUACACCAACAAAUAUAAUUCGCCAUGGUAUUCCAAGGAUUAUAAUAACGUUGAAAUUAUACCAUUAACAAAAUCAACAUCAAAUUAUACAUUAGACAUUCCAAAUACAAUCAAUUCGUCAAGAUUUCCCGAUUUAAAAACGAAAUAUGAACACAAUGCACAACGUGGUUCAAAAACAAUUUUACAUACGCGAUAUACACCCGACGAAUGGUAUCAGAAACAAAUAAAAUAUUACAACGAUGCGAAUUCAUGCAGAUAUUUUUCAGAAAGAACAAGAAACGAAGCUUUACAGAUUAUUAGAGAUGCCGAAGAAAAAAUACAAUCUGGACAAUAUGAUACCGACAGAAGACUCGGCGAAAGAAUAAACGACAUAAGUUUUUGGCGGAAUGAAAUAGCAUCAGAAUUAGAAAGAUUAAUUCAAGAAAUAGAAAGAUUAAACGAUUGUAAUUCCGUUUUAAAUAAAGCCAUUAAAGAUAUCGAGAAUCCAUUGCACAUCGCAGAAGAAUGUCUCUAUUACAGAGAAGCUAGGAAAGAUACAGAGCUCGUGCACGAUAAUUCAGAGAAAUGUUUAGCGAAAGAAAUAGAAAUUUUGAAUCAAAAUAGAACGAAAUUGACGAUUUGCUUAGAUAAGUGCAAGAAUCAGUUGCAAGAUUGCAGAUUAUGUCAAUGUCAAUUAGAAUUGAAUCUAAAAUGUAAAGAAAAUGCUUUACAAAUAGAUACAAUGUGUCAUCAAUUGAACAAUUAUAGUUCCGGAUUGCAAUAUUAUAUCGGAAUUGAAAAAUAUAACUCAUGUCUUACCGAACAAAAUACAUGGAUACACGAUGCUAAUCAGAUAAUCGAAAAGUCCCAGACCGAAAGAAAUAAAUCAUGUCAAUUAAGGACGGAUGCAGAAGCUCUUAUGAUUAAAAUUACACAAGAAAUGUGGGAUGCAUGGAGUAAUACGAACAAUGCUUUAACACAUAGAUCUUCCGAAUUAUUCGAAGCCAAAAAUAAACUUCAACAACAUUUACAAAUGGUUCAACAAGAAAUCUUCAAUGUUGAAAAAAGUUUAGAAUUGAUGCAUAAAGCUAUCGCAGAUAAGAGUCAUAUAUUAAAAGUAGCAUAUACCAGAUUACAAACUAGAACGCAUCGUCCGGAUAUCGAACAUUGUCGCGAUUAUGCGCAUAUGAGUCUCCAAAAAGAAAUCGACGAAAUAAAUCAUCAAAUGGAAAGAAUGUACAGUAAAUUGAAAGAACUAGAGAAUCAACAUCAAAACUUAUUAAAAGCACAAACAACGUUGGAACACGAUCUUGCGUUGAAAAUUGACGCGAUACACAUCGAUCAAGAAAAGGUUUCAAGUCUUAGACGCGCUUAUCCGAUUAAUAUUCUCUUUAAGUUUUAACGUUUACUUAUAAAAUUAUUAUUAUAUCGUAUCAUCAUAUCCUAUCGCAUAUAGUUCUUUUUAGAUAAAUAAAGAUAAAAUAAUAUUUCACAUCACAUUUAUAAACAAGAUAUUAAAUAUGAAAUAAAUAUUCAUUGAAAUACUAACACAUCUUUUAUCAUAAUCUUUAUCAUUGUUUCAUAAAAUUUGGCAUAGGUAAUUUCAUCCCUUCUUUCGCUUCAAAGAACGUAUAAGAAAGUACAAUUUCUUCUACAUCCUCCAUUUUAGGAUCAUUAACGAAUUCUGGAUCAAUGUAAAAAAA
Apis mellifera (honey bee) is the source of this 1801-nucleotide messenger RNA. Its product is annotated as tektin-3. Gene Ontology annotation, biological process: cilium movement involved in cell motility; cilium assembly. The transcript is spliced from 9 exons. The coding region runs from base 19 to 1500 and encodes 493 amino acids. Gene Ontology annotation, cellular component: microtubule cytoskeleton; nucleus. NCBI's taxonomy places the organism in Eukaryota, Metazoa, Arthropoda, Insecta, Hymenoptera, Apidae. The record is from RefSeq and is a predicted model, not a curated record.